Messenger RNA from Eleginops maclovinus (Patagonian blennie), 3228 nucleotides. RefSeq names its product Na(+)/H(+) exchange regulatory cofactor NHE-RF3-like. The transcript is spliced from 11 exons. Gene Ontology annotation, cellular component: apical plasma membrane. Gene Ontology annotation, molecular function: signaling receptor binding; protein-membrane adaptor activity. The coding region runs from base 146 to 1378 and encodes 410 amino acids. Lineage: Eukaryota; Metazoa; Chordata; Actinopteri; Perciformes; Eleginopidae. The record is from RefSeq and is a predicted model, not a curated record. Gene Ontology annotation, biological process: protein localization to plasma membrane.
CCAUGAGGACCUUCACAGGUAGGCUCUGUCUCUGCUCCACUCUCCAUGAUUUGACUAUACAAAUGUGAAUACUGUAUACUCCUGUGCCACUUGACACAACUCACCUUAGAGAACUCUUCAUGACUGUAGUGGUUGCCAGGAUGCGAUGGAAUUUCCCCGUUUUACCUUCAAUCCAAAGGAAGGGAUUGAUAAUCCAGCUCUGGUCAUCGGUGAUGAUCCUGAGCCUGACCCGAGCCCCGUGCUCACACUGUGCCAGCUGAAGCGCUUGGAGGGACAAAGCUUCGGCUUCUACCUGCGGAUGGACAACCGCAGCCGGGCCUUUGAGAUCAGAGAUGUGGACCCAUGGAGUCCUGCAGGGCAUAGUGGCCUCAAGGACGGAGACCGGGUGCUGGAGGUCAAUGAGGAAUACGUGGACAACACAAACUUCACCAGGAUUGUGAGGAAGAUCCAGUCAUGCGGCUUACACUUGUUCCUCCUGGUAUUGAGGAGGGAAGAGCACGAACAGGCAGUGUCUAUGGGUGUGGACUUACAGAUGCUGGCCAAGGCCUCUAAAGGGGACCGCUGGUCCAGACCGAGACUGUGUCACAUCAGCAGACACCCGGAGCAUGGCCUGGGAAUGACCAUCGUCUCAGUGGAAGGUCAAAAGGGCCAGUAUAUUGUGAGCACAGUGGCUGACGGUCCAGCAGAGAGAGCUGGAGUCUGCUCCGGGGACAGACUGAUGUGGAUCAACGGGGUCACCGUGUCGACCCUCCCACACGCCGCUCUCAGCAGAACUUUGAAGAAGAGUGGGGGCUCGGUGACGGUGCUGGUGAUCGACCCUGAGAGCCAGUCUUGUAACGUCAGGAGGAAGAUGCCCACCCUGCCGGUGGGGGCAGAGUGCUGCGGCCUGCCCUACACGCCCAAAACCAUGCAGCUGGUUAAAGACCAAAAUGGAUACGGCUUCCUGCUGAGACAAGAGAAGCUGGGGGGAGUUCGAAGGAUAGUCCAUGUGCUGAGGGAGAUUGAUGUGGGGAGUCCGGCUGAGGGGGCAGGGAUGGAGGAUGGAGACCUGCUGCUGGCUAUUAACGGGAAACCUGUCGAGUCCAUGGAGCAUGAGGAAGUCGUCAAAGAGGUUAGACAGAGCGGUAAUGCAGUCGUCUUCACCUCCAUAUCUAUCCCAGGAAGAGACUUUUACAGAGAGUUAGGAAUUUCUCCAUUGUUGUUCUAUGACGAAUGUUCAGCAAAGGAUAACAGCGUCUCACACUGCACUAAGAACCAGAGUGGAACCUCGCUGAAAGAUGGAGUUGGAAGUCAAACUAAUCCAACAACAUAUGUCCCGGAUCAGUCAGGAUCUUUACCCACACAGCUGUCAGAGAGAACAGGUGAUGUUUUCUUGUGAUGGGAAUACACAGAACAAGCAUCACAUCAGGAGACAGGAAGACCAGGAGCUAGUAAUGGUCUCCUGGGACCGGUGUUGGGCCCACGUUUUUGUGUUAAUAAGAUUGCAUGAAUUGGUUUGUUAACCCUCUGAAGUCCAAAUGUACUUUUUGAUUUAUAUACUUUUGUUAAUUAUAAGCAAUGGUCAUGUUUUUGAGUGAAAGAUACUGUAUGAUGUAAGCUGUGAACUGUCUUUACAAUAUUGAGCAUUAUAUAUGGUAAAUGGGCUGGCAUUUGUAAAACGACCACUCAAAGCACUUUACAACACUAGCCAGCAUUUACUCAUUCACACACACACACACACACACACACACACACACACACACACACACACACACACACACACACACACACACACACACACACACACACACACACACACACACACACACACACACACACACACACACACACACACUCUCAGGGAGCAGUUUGGGUUCAGUGAAGGCCCAAGGACACUUCGAUACUCGACCUCCUGAGCCACAGCCGCCCAUAUACAAGCAAAUGAAUAAAUAUGUGUAUCGCUAAAUACUCUGCUAAGUCUGUUUUGGUCUUUAGUGUUAUAUGAUUAGCUGUAAAACAUUUUGUUUUUUUUACCCUUUUCACUAUCCAGGCCACAAGCCUGGAACAAAGUACAUUUGAGUCCUGACGUGGCCCCAUAUAGAGAAAUAGAUAAAUGAAAAUCAGUCAAAAUUCCAUGUGAGUAUUAUUUUGGCAUGGUAGAUUGGUUCCAAUGCAGUAAUAAAUGUUUGUUAAAUAUUAUGUUCAGAGAUAUUUUACAAUAAAGAUCAUAGAGUUCAGUCCGGUGUUUCCAGAAAAUGACGGUUUAUUACAUGUAUGGGAACAUGCCGUUUUCAGAUAGAGCUUUACCGCCUUCAGGAGGGGAGAAGUUAAAAGAAUGUUAGGGGUCUGCACGUAAACAGCUGCCGCACGAUAAAAGUAUAAAUUAGCAGACACUAAAUACUAUAAAGGUGGAGCUGAAGGGGAUAUAAUGUUGAAUUUAGGGCUGAGAAAAAACGUUUCAGAAACAAGGCACCACUCUAUAACAUAAAUGUGAUUUACUACAACUUUAAAUUAAGAUCACUUUUUGAUAACAUGCAGAAAUGAGCACAACACUCCCAAAACAUAUCAUUGUUGGUUUAAAGAUGUUUGUUUUUGUAUUAUAAAAUUUCAUUUUCUAAUUAUUACUUGAAGGCACCAUGGUUGAUACGCUCAUAUAAUCCUAGAGAAAGUAACUGUAUUAUGCCAGGAUUUCUAUUCUUUAUUUUGUAUCUUCGGAAAAAGGGGGGGGAAAUAAUAUAUGACUUUGUGUGUAAUUUGGCAGAUGAACAGUCAAAAGAUACAGGAUUAAAUCUCUAAUAUAUAUAUUUGCUAUCCUGCAGCAUACAAAGUGAUUCACAUUAGCUGCAAGCUUUGAUAACACUUAAAUGUAUCAAUAGAAUCAAAUAUAUUGUACACGGUUGCCCAUAAAGUUGGAAUACAAUCAUUUUUUACCUAUUCUCAUGAAAUUGUUGUGACAAUGUGAUUUAUACUUGAUAGAUAAGUGUAUAACUUCUCAAAACUUUAUUGAUCAAUCUCUUCCAAACACAUCACAUAUGAAAAUUAAAUAGGAUGAAAGAGGAAUGUUUCUGGAAACGAAAUUAUUAUGGGCAACAGUGUAUAUAUUCUGAAAUGGAUCAAUCUGCAUAUUAAGUACUAAGUAGAUUUUGAUGCUAAUACCUUUCCACUUUUACUGGAGGAACAUUUUGAAUGCAGGACUUUUACUGUAACAGAGUAUUACUACACUCUGGUACUUCUACUUUUACUCAAGUA